Molecule: messenger RNA, 2528 nt
Organism: Zonotrichia albicollis (white-throated sparrow)
Lineage: Eukaryota; Metazoa; Chordata; Aves; Passeriformes; Passerellidae
Gene: PPIH
Product: peptidylprolyl isomerase H
Biological process (GO): protein folding; protein peptidyl-prolyl isomerization
Cellular component (GO): intracellular membrane-bounded organelle; cytoplasm
Molecular function (GO): cyclosporin A binding; peptidyl-prolyl cis-trans isomerase activity
Source: RefSeq, a predicted model, not a curated record
AUUUCCACUUCCGCCGCCAUUUCCGCUUCCUGCAGUGGCAGUCGCAAUGUCGGCGCUGGCAGCGAAUCCCAACAACCCCGUGGUUUUCUUCGAUGUAACCAUCGGCGGGCAGGAGGUCGGCCGCAUGAAGAUUGAGCUGUUCGCAGAUGUUGUACCCAAAACAGCAGAGAACUUCAGGCAGUUUUGUACAGGUGAAUUCAGGAAAGAUGGUGUCCCUAUAGGUUAUAAAGGAAGCACUUUCCACAGGGUAAUAAAGGAUUUCAUGAUCCAAGGAGGUGACUUCGUAAAUGGAGACGGCACUGGAGUAGCCAGUAUAUACAGAGGUCCUUUUGCAGAUGAAAACUUCAAGCUGAAACAUUCUGCUCCUGGCCUGCUUUCUAUGGCAAACAGUGGUCCGAGUACCAACGGCUGCCAAUUCUUCAUCACGUGCUCCAAGUGUGACUGGUUGGAUGGGAAACAUGUUGUGUUCGGUAAAAUUGUCGAUGGACUGUUGGUCAUGAGAAAAAUUGAAAACGUGCCUACAGGUCCCAAUAACAAACCCAAGCUGCCAGUUGUGAUCUCUCAGUGUGGGGAAAUGUGAAGGGAUGAAGAAGCAAUGUGGUGAGAAGGGCUGUAACAUCUUCAGCAACAUGUAUUAUCCCUGGCUGGUUCAGUCAGGAACAUUUACCGCAUGGAAUUGAGAAAAAGAAGGGGUGAAAGGAGCUCGACAGAGCUGUGAUGCAGCAGCUCUUUCCCUCGGCAGGUAACUACAACUGUCUGGCUGGCAGAAAGGUUCUUGGCAUCUUGUGAAUCUCCAGAACCUUUGUGUGUACAGCCUUUCUGAGUCGUGAGGAAUUGGUAUAGCACAGAUUGCACCACCAUGAGUGCUGUGCUCUGAGGACAGUUCUGAUGUAAGCAGGUGUCCUUCAGCCUUCCCCUAGCAUGUGGUAGCACCAGGCCAUUGAGGUGCUAUGUGCCACGUGUUGGAGGAGGGGUUCACCUGGGUACUUACAAAGGUGUUGGAGCAGGCUUGUCAUAUGGGAAAACCAGAAUGGUGAUGCUAUAGUAAUAAAACUGGGGCUGCUUGUCCUGUGUAUUGAGGAGUGUGCAGCUGAGGCUGUCCUUCUUCUCCCAGAACAGAGCUGAGAGCUCACCCUCCUGGCAGGGGACAAGCCAGCACCCUGCACAGGGCAGGCUUCCAGCAGGAGCUUUUCAUCCCGCCGUUUAAAGGUAAAGCACCUGAUGAGUCUGGGACAGAGUCUGUUCUGGCACAUGACGGUGCUUCCACAGGCUUGGCUGUGCUCUUUUCUCUCAUGGCUCUUUGAAAUCGUGGCAGCAGGCUCUGGCUGUCAGGAUUCCUAUGUCCUCAUUCCUAGGAUUGCACAGCAGCUGAGAACACUCACUUCUCUCCAGCCUGAGGCAUAUCACUUUGUACCUGCAGCACACACCUUUAUCAGGUGAUAAAAGAGACACAGACACCCCAGUCCUGUUUUCCCCAGCCCCACACAUGCUUUGCAGAAGGCUCUCCUGUAAGAGGAGAGUUGAAGAUUCUCAACAGGCUGGCUCAGGUGUCUCAGAGAGUUAUGCCUGGCAGUGCUGUGCUGAGGUUUGCACUGGCUGCUGGUACCCAAAAUCACCAUUUUUUCACCAGGGAAACCAGUUUAUUUCUGGUCCAGGCUUAGCAGCACUUUUUCAGCCUGAUAUAUUUAUACCACUGCCAUCAGCUGGCCUCACUUCCUACAUACAGGGGUCACAGAGCUUCCCCAGAUUAAUUAAGAGUGGCAAAUCCAUUACUACCUCUUUGUUGUUACAAUGGCUAAUUACAUCCCAUUAUAUUUCCCUUCAACAUGGAGUGUGCAGGAUUCCAGCUUCUGUGCCAUGUUCCUUACCUGCUGGCUGAAAGUCUUCUCAAAAACCACAUUUUUUGUUUGAAUUCUCCCAUGAAGAUGUCACCCUUGUGUUGUAUGUAGCAAAUCCUGGAAUGUCCUGUAGAGGAGAGGAUGGACCUCCUCUCAGCUCCAGCAUCUUCCUCCAGCUGUGGAUGCUGCAGCUGGAGAUGGUGUUUCUGAUGGCCUGUGCAUUUCCCCGAGGGUCUGAGUUGCCUCUGGAUCCCAUAGUGUUACCCCCCAAAGACAUUGUUGGGGCCCACAGUUUUGGCUGGAGGUGCGUGGCCCUGAGACAUCCCCACAGAUUUCCUCCCUGGAGUUUUCUCCCUCAUGGGGGACUGCCUGGUGUGCUCCCUAAUUCUGAUUCUAUAGUAAGAUUAUUUUUCAGGUGAUUCACUGUAGUGGUUUUGGUUUUUUAAGAUUUCUUUAAUGUUGAGAUUUUUUAAAUUAACGUGUUCUUGUGACAUAGGAAGAUAGGAUUAGGAGAAGGCUAAAGUAGGCUUAAAAUUUUAAAAGGGUAUAAAGAAAAUUUUAUUAACAGUAAUUAAGAGAAAAAAGUAGUAAGAAUUAAAACAAACUCUUUAGAAUAUUCUUUCAUAACUUUUUUACUGAUAAUGUAAAGAAAUAAAAUUUAAAUUUUGUGUUAGUUUAUUACUUUAAAAA